AUGCAGCCUCUUCGUCGUAAGACUCCUCUUUUCAACUCAGAAAUAGGAGCAAUGAAGGCUCGCAAGAACAGUAACCUUUCCAUUUUUGUGGUCGUUUUUUCCAUUUUCCUCUUUGGGAUAUUCAUGUACAACGAAGACGUUAAAUCAAUAGCUGAAUUUCCAUUCUCAAGGCCUAAAGUUCAAGAAGCCCAUCAAGAAAAUUCCAAAAAGGUUGAGUCUUUACGUAAGGAGACAGAGAAAGUGGUUCUUGUAGAAGAAGACAGUACUGUUGUUGAUGAUACCAAGAAAGAUGUUGUAGAAGAAACUGUUACUAAAAACUCAAGAACUAAGCUUGAGAAAAGUGAGGAUGGUGAUGAGGAUUCUGAUGAACAACAAGAACGUGUCGAGGUGAAAAAGGUUGUGAUGACAGAGAAAGAAGACAAGAUUGAAUUGUUAGAAGAAGAGGAAGAAGAGGAAGAAGAAGUUGAGUUGCCACCAAAAGAUUGUGACUUGUUCAAUGGUGAAUGGGUUUUGGAUAACAUGACACAUCCUUUGUAUAAAGAAGAAGAAUGUGAAUUUCUCACUUCUCAAGUUACAUGUAUGAGGAAUGGAAGACGUGAUUCUUUGUAUCAGAACUGGAAAUGGCAACCUAGAGAUUGCUCUAUGCCAAAGUUCAAGCCAAGAUUGUUGUUUAAGAAGAUAAGAGGGAAAAGAGUAAUGUUUGUUGGAGACUCUCUGAAUAGAAACCAGUGGGAAUCAAUGGUUUGUAUGGUUCAAUCUGUGGUUCCUUCUGAUAAGAAGACUUGGUACAAGACUGGUUCUCUUGCAAUCUUGAAAAUUGAGGAGCCAGAGAAUGUAAUUACUACGGUGGAAUUCUACUGGUCCCCAUUUCUUGUAGAAUCAAAUUCAGAUGAUCCAAAUAUGCAUAGCAUAUUGAACCGAAUAAUAAUGCCGGAAUCAAUUGAAAAGCAUGGGGUGAAUUGGAAGAAUGCAGAUUAUCUUAUCUUUAAUACCUACAUAUGGUGGAUGAACACUUUCAAUAUGAAAGUAUUACGAGGAUCGUUUGAUGAAGGGGCGACAGAAUAUGAUGAAGUCCCUAGGCCGGAAGCAUACGAGAGAGUGAUGAGAACAUGGUCAAAAUGGGUGGAUGAACACAUUGACCCUAAUAGAACCAAAGUUUUCUUCACUGGCACGUCACCUCUUCAUAUCAAGAGUGAGGACUGGAACAACCCUGAUGGCAUAAAAUGUGCUAAAGAAACAACUCCGAUUCUAAAUAUGUCGGCCCCGUUGAAUGUGGGCACGGAUCGUCGACUUUUUGUGAUUGCUGACAAUGUGACAAAAUCAAUGAAGGUUCCGGUGUACUUUCUUAACAUCACAACGUUAUCGGAGUAUAGAAAAGAUGCACAUACUUCUGUUUAUACAAUACGUCAAGGAAAGAUGCUUACACCAGAACAACAAGCUGAUCCAACUACUUAUGCAGAUUGUAUUCAUUGGUGUUUACCAGGAUUACCAGACAUUUGGAAUGAGUUUCUUUAUACGCAAAUCAUCUCGCAAUCUUGA
This is a messenger RNA of Lathyrus sativus (Indian pea), 1539 nucleotides long. Lineage: Eukaryota; Viridiplantae; Streptophyta; Magnoliopsida; Fabales; Fabaceae. The record is from the annotation of a GenBank genome assembly.